This is a messenger RNA of Lasiodiplodia theobromae, 576 nucleotides long. RefSeq names its product 40s ribosomal protein s8. Gene Ontology annotation, biological process: translation. Gene Ontology annotation, cellular component: ribosome; mitochondrion. The transcript has a single exon. Gene Ontology annotation, molecular function: structural constituent of ribosome. Lineage: Eukaryota; Fungi; Ascomycota; Dothideomycetes; Botryosphaeriales; Botryosphaeriaceae. Bases 1 to 576 code for a protein of 191 amino acids. The record is from RefSeq and is a predicted model, not a curated record.
AUGUCGCUCGUCGGACUCGCCCAUGUCUGCUCGCAUCUGCAAAACGCGUCCAAGGGCCGCCUGGGCCUGACCUCCAUCCCGCUCACCAAGCUGCACCUGACGCUGGCCCUCGGCCUGCAGAAGCAAGGCUUCAUCUCCACCGUCCAGCCGGGCGGCCCCGUACCACCGCCAUCCUUCGCGCUCCGGGAGCCGCCCUUGAGCGAAAUCACCGACGAGGUGCUGGCAGAGGAGCCGUGGAAGGCCUACCCUCGACCGGGCGUGAAUGUGAAAACAGAGAAGUUGACGGAGGAUAAGAUCCCAAAGAACAGGGCGUUGCAGAGGUUAUGGCUGGGCCUGAAGUACUGGAACAACGAGCCUGUUCUCAGCCGCAUGACGCUUAUCAGCAAGCCCACAAAGCGGAUAUGGCUCAACUCGCAUGAUCUGAGCACUAUCGUGAGAGGAUACGAGGCCGGCCAGGUGAAGGGCCUGACGAAGCCUGGAGAAUGUCUCUUCGUCACUACGGACAGGGGAAUCUUUGAAGCGAGGGAGUGUGUGGAGCAGAAGCUGGGAGGCAUGGUGCUGUGCAGGGUGAUAUAA